UUGAUCACGACUCAAGACGUUUGUGGACAAAACAAUUAUAUUUUGAGCCGUGUUUUUCUUAAAAUAUUUUAAUAAAUAUAUUAUACUGUCAUGUAUUUGAUUGUCAAGGCUUGAAGCUUUACAAAUAUGGCUAGUCAAGGCGAGAAAACUGCGGGAAAAGACGAAGGGGACGUAAAGUCAACGCCGUCAAAUCUCGAGGUCGCUCCACCAUUGGUUUCUUCUACGAAAGCUGAAGAAACUGGAAAACAUAGGAAGAGAAGAGGACAGUUGAUGCAAAAAGACUCCAGACCAAUACAGCCUUCAGGUCCUGUUCAACCUCGAAGUAAAAGUGUUACCUUGGUUACAAGUGAAACUUUGAAAGAAAGGCAAAAGAUUAUAAAGAACCUGAAAGAAAGAAGAAAAACUGGGAUUGAUGCAAGACAUCAGUUUUUAUUCACAAAGAUUGCUGAUGCGAUUGGUAUUGAUGCUACAACUUGUGAAGAUUUCAUAUUGGGAGAUCAAAAGUUUGAUGACAUUGAGGAGUUUUUCAAAGCUGAUGGCUCCAAAGCAAUUCUUUUUCUCUAUCAAGAAUCAACUAUUAAUCGCCCUGAUCUCAGUGGCCAUGCAGCUAAUUCACCAAAGAAAUUAUUCAUCGCAGAUCGUGCUAAUGAGCAUGUCAAUGGUAUAUGUCUCUUCUUCCUUCGAACCAAUACAAAAGCCAUUAGCACGUCCAAUGUUGGUCAGGAGGUGAAUUUCAUGAUGCUUGAUGCAAGUGAUGGCCGACUUCUAGAAGGUUUUGAAAAACUUCUUGGAAAGAUAAUGGUACCAGCCUUGAGAAAUCAAAAGCAAUGGGGUCAGAUGUCCAACCAACAAUCGUCCAUUCAAGAAUUUCUUGAAAACCUUGAAAAAUUUGUGAACAUUUUAUCUGGAGCAAAGAACAAUAUGGAUGGUCGAGUGAAGCUUGGUGAGCAUGAUCUCAAGGAAUUACUGGAUGGUCUGAACACGCCGACAGACUACCUCACAGCAGCAAAGAGUCCGGAGACAGUUGAUAAACUCGAGGGUCUUGUUGCGUUAUGGGCAAAAGAAAUCGAAUUGGUUUUAGCGAAAAGUGAACAGCUUCGAAAAGAGGCUGAUGAUAUUGGACCAGCUGCUGAACUUGAUCAUUGGAAGCAGAGGAUGGCGAAAUUUAACAGUUUGCUGGAUGAAAUCAAGAGUCGUCACUGCAAGGCAGCGAUCGGUGUUCUUCACGCAGCAAAGUCAAAAAGCCUGAAACACUGGAAGGACCUCGACAGCCGCAUUACCGACGCUGCAAAUGAAGCGAAGGACAACGUGAAAUACUUGUACACACUGGAUAAAUUCUUUGGACCUUUAGUGAAAUGUUCACCGACCGAGAUGAUAGAAUAUGUCCCAAGCUUAAUGAACUCAAUUCGUAUGAUUCAUACGAUAUCUCAGUAUUACAACACGUCAGAAAGAAUGACGUCGUUGUUUGUUAAAGUAACCAAUCAGAUGAUCUCGACGUGCAAAGCUUACAUCAACAAAGACGUGAGCAGAAUUUGGGAUCUACCCAGGGAAACGCUUUCGUCAAGAUUGCAAGAGGCUGUGAAACUAAACGAAGUCUACCAGACAGCUUUCCACAGGACGAAAAAUAAACUGAAAGAAACGAAAAGCGAAAGACAGUUCGAAUUUAGCGAAAACUAUAUUUUUGGAAAAUUUGAUGCAUUUUGCAAGCGACUGGAGAAACUCGAUGACAUGUUGAUCGCGAUGGAAAAUCUUUCUGGACUUCAGAAAAUAAAGAUUGAGGGAAUUGAAACUAUCGUGAUCAGAUAUCAAACGAUGGUCGCCACAGUCAAAAAGAAGACAUAUGAUCUCUUGGAUCAUCGCAAAGGAGAGUUCGACACGGACUACGAGGAAUUCAAGCAGAGUGUGGAGGCUUUGAAAGAACAACUUCAACUCUUUGUUGAUACAUGGUUUGAAAAGUCUUUAUCGACAACGCGUGCACUGGAGUUGUUAGGUAAAUUUGAAAACAUAAAAGGAGUGAAACUGUACCUCGAUGAUAAAUACGAUAAAGUUUUGAUGCAAUACAGAAAGGAUCUGGACACAUGUCGUAAGAUUUAUCAAAAGUUCAAGCACGAUCCUCCCGUACAGCGAAAUCUUCCCCCAGUUGCAGGGAAGAUCACAUGGUCCAGACAGUUAUUCCGUCGUAUUCAUGAACCAAUGAAAGUAUUUCGUCGUUAUCCUGACGUUCUCAAGGGUGAUGAAGCCAAGAGAAUCGUGAGAAACUUUAAUAAGAUGGCCUCCGUUUUAGUGGAGUUUGAGGUGCUCUAUCAUCGUGGUUGGAUGCAGGCGGUUGAACUGGCUCGCAGUGGAAUGCAGGCCUCGUUGUUAGUCAUACACCCAGAAACGAAGAAACUCUUCGUGAAUUUCGAUCCGCAAAUUCUGGAGUUGAUUCGUGAAUGUCGAUGUAUGCGUCGCUUAGGACUUGAGAUUCCAGAAAGUGCUCGAGUACUCUGGAUGAGAGAGAAUGCCAUCAAGUCCGCCUACAACAGAUUGGUUGAACUGCUGCAAGAAUACAGCAAAGUUGUUGGCGACAUUCCCGAGAUUGUGUUGCCGCUGAUGAAACCAUUUAUUAACAAAGUUGAAGAUACCAUCAAGCCAGGUCUCACCAUGCUCAGCUGGACAUCCAUGAACAUAGAAGGCUUUAUUGAUAACAUUCAGAAUUCUCUUGGUGGUUUAAAACGUUUGUCAAAGGAGGUAACAGACAUUCUGGAUUGUCGUAUCGAAGCUGUCUUGGAAGACAUCAGUUCAGCAUGUCUGUGUGAACUGCCUGAAGAUGACUCCAUCACAGUGGAGGAGUUUCUCAAGCGAACUGAAGAUACUUGUUCGGCUGUCAUCGUUGCUCUUUCCAGGCAAAGUCGUCUGGUGGAGUCAGCUGUGGACCUGCUGCUAGCAACGCUGAAAGGUCGUCUCAAUGCUCAGGAUCUCGUAGGUCUUGAGGACGAGGUCUAUCGCUGUCUCAUUCCCGAGGCGAAACAAGUGAAAGGCAGCAAGGGCAGCCGAUGCUGGGAGUGUAUGCCGUGUUGCUAUUGGAAUCUUGUUGUCUUCUUUAAUCAAAAAACGAUCGAUGCAAUCGUGAAAUGUACGAGAAUCUCGCUGGACUUUAUCAAACGUUAUGUGCAGUCGUCAAGUAAAUAUAUGAGCGAUCUUUCUCACGAACAUGCCAAGCUACCGUUGUUCAAGGCUGAGAUAAUCUUAGCUAUUCCAGCUGUUCAGAUGAGACCCAGUGUUGAUGAUAUACAACAUGCACUCAAUAAAGCCGUUCAGAUUAUGUUGAAGACAACACAGCGAGUGUACCAAUGGGAGAAACAUGACAUCAUACAUCAACCUCCAGCGCCUGUGGUCGAGGAAGGCAAACCCAUUCCUCCUGUUGUCAUUAAAUCCUUGUAUAGACUCGUCUCGGAGCAUAAAGAUGUCGUGAAAGUCGUCAUUGUGCUCAAUUCAAUAAUCAGUUCAUUCAAAAUGGACGCGAAACAGGUUCUGAGUGGCAUGGCGCAGUUUGAAGAGCUUUGGAAUCAAGAUCCUAAUACGAAAGUUCAAGAAUUCAUGGAUUCAACCCCGUUGUUGUCUGACUUUGAGACGCAAAUACGAUACUAUCAGGAGCUUGAGAUGGCAGUGGAGGAACUACCAGCGAGUUAUUCCGUUGGUUCGAUAAUCUAUUCCACAGAACCCUUGAAGCGAGCUCUCGUGACUGAGACGAAGGCGUGGAAACAAGCGUUUGGUAAAGCCCUCGCGAACAAGGCCAGUGCAGACAUGGAAGAAAUAUUCACGUUCUUUGAUAACAUGUGCAAGAGAUUAUCAAGACCAAUCAAAGACUUGGACGAUGUGAGAAAUACUAUGGCUGCUUUACGGGAAGUUCGUGAAUCAGAGAUCAAGAUUGAUAUGACCAUCGGUCCAAUCGAGGAAUCCUUUGCUUUGCUCAAUAAAUAUGGCUUGCACUACUCAAGUCAUGACUCAGAAAGAGUUGAUAGUUUAACAUACUCCUGGAAGAAAGUUAAUUCUCAGGCGUCCUCUGUACAGACACAUUUACUUGAAAUCGAACCGGAAUAUAAGACGAAUCUUUUGAACGCUGUCGAAGUGUACAAAGACACGAUGGUGACGUUUGUCGGUGACUACGACGAGAAAGGACCGAUGGUGGUGGGAACAGCACCAAGCGAAGCCAGUGAUCGGCUGCAGAUCUUCCAGGCACGUUUUGACGAGCUCUGGAGGAAAUAUCAAACAUACUCUGGUGGUGAGGAACUGUUUGGUUUGCCUGUCACGGAAUACGAUGAACUGCAAAGAAUUCGUCGUGAACUUGGCUUGCUUCAAAAGUUAUACAGUUUGUAUAAUUCUGUGAUCGAAAACGUGAAUGGAUAUCAAGAUAUCCUGUGGUCUGAGAUCGACGUGGAGAAGAUCAACGGUGAACUACUGGAGUAUCAGAACAGGAUCCGUAAGUUGCCAAAGGCACUGAAAGAGUGGCAAGCGUUUCUGGACUUGAAGAAAACCAUCGAUGAUUUCAGCGAGUCUUGUCCUCUGUUAGAAAUGAUGGCACACAAAGCUAUGAAAGCCCGUCAUUGGGAACGUAUUUCGAACGUAACAAAAACUCCGCUGGACGUGGAGUCUGAGACUUUCUCUUUAAGAAGUCUUAUGAGCGCACCAUUGCUAGAAAACAAAGAAGAUAUCGAGGACAUUUGCAUCGCUGCUGUGAAAGAGAAAGAUAUUGAGGCGAAGUUGAAGGGUGUUGUGGCCGAUUGGAAUACACAAAUCUUUUCCUUUGGUACGUUCAAGAACCGUGGAGAGUUCCUACUGAAGGGAGGAGAAACAUCGGAGAUUGUGUCACUCAUGGAGGACAGUUUGAUGAUAUUAGGAUCAUUAAUGAGCAAUAGGUACAACGCCCCGUUCAAGGCUGAGAUUCAGAAGUGGGUGGCGAAGCUGACCGGUUCGACAGAAAUCAUUGAAAACUGGCUUGUUGUGCAGAAUCUCUGGGUCUACCUCGAGGCUGUGUUCGUUGGUGGUGAUAUCGCCAAGCAACUGCCCCAGGAGGCGAAGCGCUUCUCUCAGAUCGACAAAUCCUGGGUGAAGAUCAUGCAGCGAGCUCACGAGACUCCGAAUGUUGUUCAAUGUUGUGUCGGAGACGAUACGCUGGGACAACUUCUGCCUCACUUGUUGGAACAACUUGAAAUGUGUCAGAAAUCAUUGAGCGGUUAUUUGGAGAAGAAGCGUCUUUUGUUUCCGCGAUUCUUCUUCGUCUCUGAUCCGGCGUUGCUGGAGAUUCUUGGCCAGGCUAGUGAUUCUCACACCAUCCAGGCGCAUUUGUUGAGCGUCUUUGACAACCUGAAGACGGUCACGUUUGAUGAGAAGGAUUACGAUAAGAUCUUAGCCAUCAAUUCGUCUGAAGGAGAGCAAAUUCAGCUGGAGAAACCGAUCAUGGCGCAGGGUAAUGUCGAACAAUGGCUGUUGAAUUUGUUAAAUGCCGCACAGGGUGCCUUACACGCUGUCAUUAAAAUGGCAUCAGUUGCUAUCAAAGAUCCUGUGUUUAAACUUCUCGAGUUUAUGGACACUUUUCCCGCUCAGGUUGGUCUUCUCGGGAUUCAAAUGAUCUGGACAAGAGAUUCUGAGGACGCUUUGUCAAAUGCAAAAUCAGACAAAAAGAUCAUGGCGCAAAGAAACACGUAUUUUCUGGAUAUGUUGAACGAGUUGAUUGACGUGACGACACGAGAGCUUACGAAGAUGGAGCGAACAAGAUACGAGACCCUUGUCACCAUUCAUGUUCACCAGAGAGACAUCUUUGAUGAACUGGUGAAAAAGAAUAUCAAAUCUCCGACGGAUUUCGAAUGGUUAAAACAGUCCAGAUUCUACUUCAAAGAAGAUACAGAUCAGUGUAUAGUGUCGAUCACAGACGUUGAUUUCAUUUACCAGAACGAGUUUCUUGGUUGCACAGAUCGUUUGGUGAUCACACCUCUCACUGAUCGGUGUUACAUCACCUUGUCUCAAGCUCUGGGCAUGUCAAUGGGUGGAGCACCCGCUGGCCCAGCAGGCACAGGAAAAACAGAGACAACCAAGGAUAUGGGUAAAGCUUUGGGCAAAUAUGUCGUCGUUUUCAACUGCUCUGAUCAAAUGGACUACCGAGGUCUUGGCAGGAUUUACAAAGGUUUGGCUCAGUCAGGAAGUUGGGGAUGCUUCGAUGAAUUUAAUCGUAUCGAGCUGCCUGUGUUGUCCGUGGCCGCUCAACAGAUCUAUAUUGUAUUGACUGCGAAAAAAGAAAGAAAAUCACAGUUUAUAUUCACGGAUGGAGAUGUUGUCGACUUGGAUCCUGAGUUUGGCAUCUUUUUAACCAUGAACCCAGGUUAUGCUGGCAGACAAGAACUACCAGAAAAUCUGAAGAUCCAGUUUCGUACCGUGGCGAUGAUGGUGCCAGAUAGACAGAUCAUUAUGAGAGUUAAACUGGCUUCAUGCGGUUUUCAACAGAAUGUGAACCUCGCCAGGAAAUUCUAUACUUUGUACAAGCUCUGCGAGGAACAACUCACAAAACAGGUCCAUUACGAUUUUGGAUUGAGGAACAUUUUGUCUGUACUACGAACAUUGGGCGCAUCAAAACGAGCCAAUCCUGAGGAUGGUGAAGAUAAGAUUGUGAUGAGAGUCUUACGUGAUAUGAACCUCAGUAAACUGGUUGAUGAAGACGAGCCUUUAUUCCUGAGUCUGAUCGAUGAUCUUUUCCCUGGACUGACGCUACAGAAAGCUGGAUAUCCUGACAUUGAACAGGCCAUUGCUGAGGCCGUCGAGGAGGCAAAGCUUGUUAAUCAUGCUCCUUGGGUGUUGAAACUUAUCCAGCUGUACGAAACACAGCGGGUACGUCAUGGUAUGAUGACUCUGGGGCCCAGCGGUGCUGGGAAAACCAAAUGCAUCAACAUCCUGAUGAAGGCCAUGACACAAUGUGGAGCUCCGCAUAAGGAAUUUCGCAUGAACCCUAAGGCCAUCACAGCGCCUCAGAUGUUUGGUCGGUUGGACGUUUCUACAAACGAUUGGACAGACGGGAUAUUCUCCACUCUUUGGAGGAAAACUCUUCGUGCUAAAAAGGGUGAUCACAUCUGGAUUGUGCUUGAUGGUCCAGUCGAUGCUAUCUGGAUUGAAAACUUGAACAGUGUUCUUGACGAUAACAAGACAUUGACUCUGGCUAAUGGUGAUCGAAUACCCAUGGCUCCUUUGUGCAAGGUCGUGUUUGAACCUCACAACAUUGAUAAUGCUUCGCCAGCCACUGUAUCAAGGAACGGUAUGGUUUACAUGAGCUCCUCAAUCCUGCAUUGGCAACCAAUUCUUCAAGGAUGGCUCAACACUCGUUCACCUGUCGAAGCGGAUGUUUUAAUGCCACUUUUUGAGAAAGUAUUCUCAGAUCUUAGAAUUUAUGUUGAGCAAAAUCUCGUGCCAAAGAUGGAUUUACUGGAGUGUAACCAUGUUAUGCAAGCGAUCAACCUGCUGCAAGGUCUCAUUCCUGCCGAGGACUCUCCCAAGCAAGCAGACGCGGCAUUCCUUGAGAAACUCUUCGUCUUCUCGUUGAUGUGGAGUAUUGGAGCGUCUCUGGAGCUGGCAGACAGAAAGAAGAUGGAGGAAUGGUUACUCGAGAAUGCUAAAGAUCUAAAAUUACCUCCUGUGCGGGAUGAAGAAACCAUCUUUGAAUAUCUCGUAAACGAACAAGGAGAGUGGGAACAUUGGUUUAACAGAGUUGAAGAAUAUCAGUAUUCCAAAGACGUUGUCCCAGAGUACGCGUCUAUUCUUGUGCCAAACGUGGACAACGUUCGAACAGACUUUCUUAUCCAUACCAUCGCCAAACAAGGAAAGGCUGUGUUGUUGAUUGGUGAACAAGGAACAGCCAAGACGGUCAUGAUUCAAGGAAGUUGUAAUAAAUAUGAUGCUGAAGUACAUCUUGCUAAAUCCAUGAACUUUUCAUCAGCCACAUCACCCAACAUGUUCCAGCGUACGAUAGAGAGUUACGUUGACAAGCGAAUGGGUACGACUUACGGUCCACCAGCUGGCAAGAAGAUGACUGUUUUCAUCGAUGAUAUAAAUAUGCCAAUUAUCAACGAGUGGGGUGAUCAGAUCACCAACGAGAUCGUUCGUCAGCUCAUGGAGAUGAGCGGUUUCUACAAUCUUGAUAAACCCGGAGACUUCACGAACAUUGUGGAUAUUCAAUACAUCGCUGCAAUGAUUCAACCAGGCGGUGGAAGAAAUGACAUCCCGAGCAGAUUGAAGAGACAGUUUACUGUGUUCAACUGCACGUUACCCUCGGAUGCUUCCAUUGAUAAGAUCUUCACAACUAUCGGCGAAGGAUACUUCUGCGAGGAGCGUGGAUUCAGCACAGAGAUACGUAGUAUGGUAACGAGAUUAGUUUCGUUAACUCGCAAACUUUGGCAACGAACCAAGAUCAAAAUGCUGCCAACGCCAGCCAAGUUUCACUACAUCUUCAAUUUGAGAGAUCUCAGCAGAAUUUGGCAGGGUAUACUCAACAUGACAUCUGAGGUGCUGGUGGAGACAAGCAUUCUUCUAAAUCUCUGGAAACACGAGUGCAAGCGAGUAAUUGCCGAUCGCUUUACGAACAAAACCGAUAAAGAUUGGUUUGAGAAGGCAGUACGUACCCUCAUAGAGGAAGAUAUCGGAGCAGAGAUGGUGGAAGUUAUUCAGGAGGAUCAGUAUUUUGUUGAUUUCAUGAGAGAUGCUCCAGAGAUCACAGGCGACGAGCCCGAAGACGCUGAUAUCGAGGCCCCGAAGGUUUAUGAAUCCAUUGGAACUUUUGAGAAUCUCAACGAAAGAUUGAAGAUGUUUAUGGCGAGUUACAACGAGGCUAUUCGUGGCGGACGUUUAGAUCUUGUCUUCUUCAGGGAUGCGAUGGUUCAUUUGGUGAAGAUCUCGCGUAUCAUCCGCACUCCGCGUGGUAAUGCUUUGUUAGUCGGUGUCGGAGGCUCUGGCAAGCAGAGUUUGACACGUCUGGCUUCAUUUAUCGCUGGUUAUAAAACGUUCCAAAUCACACUGUCAAGAUCGUACAACACUAGUAACCUGAUGGACGAUUUAAAGAUUCUCUAUCGCACGGCUGGUCAGCAGGGUUGUGGAAUCACGUUCAUCUUCACUGAUAACGAGAUUAAAGAUGAAGGAUUCCUUGAGUACAUGAACAAUGUCAUCGCUUCAGGAGAGGUUUCGAAUUUGUUCGCUCGAGACGAGAUUGAUGAGAUAACGCAAGAUCUGAUCGGUGCAAUGAAGAAAGAGUUUCCACGAAGACCACCAACCAACGAGAAUCUUUAUGAUUAUUUCAUCUCACGUGUACGCAAUAACUUACAUGUCGUUCUCUGCUUCUCACCGGUUGGUGAAAAGUUCCGAAAUCGUUCACUCAAAUUCCCUGGAUUAUUCAGCGGCUGCACGAUGGAUUGGUUCAGCAGCUGGCCAGCGGAUGCUUUGAUUGCUGUCGCACACCACUUUUUAGCCUCGUUUGAGAUCGCGUGUUCCGCAGAGAUCAAGCAGGCCGUUGUCAACACCAUGGGCUUGUUCCAGGAUAAAGUGGCGGACACGUGCGUCGAAUAUUUCGAACGUUUUCGUCGUCAAAUGCACGUGACACCGAAGUCUUACCUCUCAUUCAUUGCUGGUUACAAAGAGAUUUACAAAGAAAAACACACAGCUAUUGGUGUGCUUGCAGACCGCAUGAAUACCGGGCUUAAUAAACUGGUAGAAGCGACAGAAUCAGUAGCGAAACUAUCGCAGGAACUUGUUGUGAAAGAGAAGGAAUUGGCAGUCGCUUCAGUCAAGGCUGAUAAGGUUCUUCAAGAAGUGACCGUAAGUGCCCAGGCUGCAGAGAAAGUCAAGUCUCAAGUGCAGAAAGUCAAGGAUAAGGCACAAGCCAUUGUCGACGAGAUUGCUGUGGAUAAAGGUUUCGCUGAGGAGAAACUGGAAGCAGCGAAGCCCGCGUUAGCCGAAGCAGAGGCGGCGUUACAGACGAUUAAACCAGCACAUAUUGCUACAGUGCGUAAGCUAGCGAAGCCACCGCAUCUGAUCAUGCGUAUCAUGGACUGUGUGUUGCUGCUGUUUGGUAAACGAGUGGAUCCCGUCACCGCGGACCCUGAACGACCGUGUGUGAAACCGUCUUGGAGUGAAUCAUUGAAGUUGAUGAGUCAGGGUGGUUUUCUACAGACAUUGCUGACAUUUCCCAAGGAUAUGAUAAACGAGGAGACAGUUGAGCUGUUAGCGCCAUACUUAGAGAUGGAGGACUACACACUGGAGAGCGCGAAGAAAGUUUGCGGUGAUGUUGCUGGUCUCGCCUCCUGGACUAAAGCUAUGGCAUUCUUCUACGGAGUCAACAAAGAAGUCUUGCCACUCAAGGCCAAUCUUGCUAUACAAGAGGUGAGGUUGAACAAGGCCACGUCUGAACUCAAUGAAGCACAGGAACAACUGGACGAGAAGCAACGUGAACUCGACGCAGUUCAAGCGAAGUUCGAUGAAGCGAUGAGAGAGAAGCAAAUGUUGAUCGACGACGCCGAGGCUUGUCGUCGUAAGAUGGCGAACGCUACUGCUCUCAUUGAAGGUCUUGGCGGGGAGAAAGUACGAUGGACCGAGCAAAGUAGAAAGUUUGCAGAACAGAUAAGAAGGCUGGUUGGAGAUGUUUUGCUGGCAACAGGAUUCCUUUCCUAUUCCGGACCUUUCAACCAGGAAUUCAGAAAUCUUCUUCUCUCCAACUGGAAACAAAUGAUGCAGAAGAACAAGAUUCCUUUCUCUGAGGAUUUGAACCUGACCGAGAUGUUGACAGACUCUGCGACGAUCGGGGAAUGGAACUUACAGGGCCUUCCGAACGAUGAACUGUCUAUACAAAAUGGCAUCAUUGUUACUAAGGCAACACGAUUUCCGCUUCUCAUUGACCCACAAGGCCAAGGCAAGGCUUGGAUUAAGAACAAGGAAAGCGCUGGAGACCUUCAGGUGACAUCUUUAAAUAACAAGUACUUCAGAAAUCAUUUGGAUGACGCUUUGUCUCUUGGAAGACCUUUGCUUCUUGAAGACGUUGGCGAAGAAUUGGAUCCUGUCUUGGACAAUAUUCUGGAGAAGAACUUUAUAAAAAGCGGUUCCACCCUCAAGGUCAAAGUUGGAGAUAAAGAGGUGGACGUGAUGGAAGGUUUCGUCUUGUAUAUCACAACAAAACUUGGUAAUCCAGCUUAUACACCAGAGAUCAGUGCGAAAACAUCUAUUAUUGACUUCACUGUGACUAUGAAAGGUCUCGAGGAUCAGCUUCUGGGGCGUGUAAUCCUUACUGAGAAACAGGAACUGGAAGCUGAACGCACAAAGUUAAUGGAAGAGGUGACAUCAAACAAACGUAAAAUGAAAGAUCUGGAGGAUAACUUACUGUAUCGUUUGACCAGUACACAGGGCUCGUUGGUCGAUGAUGAUUCUCUUAUUAGCGUCUUGGGCGUCACCAAAACAACCUCGGAAGAAGUCAGCGAGAAAUUGAUCGUCGCUGCUGAGACUGAAGUUAAGAUUAACACAGCAAGAGAAGAAUACAGACCUGUGGCUUCACGUGGUAGUAUAUUAUAUUUCUUGAUCGUUGAAAUGUCGUAUGUCAACAUCAUGUAUCAGACAUCAUUGAAGCAGUUCUUGGGAUUGUUCGAUAUAUCUAUGGCUCGAUCGCAGAAAUCACCCAUUCCUGCCAAGAGAAUUCAAAAUAUCAUCGAUUAUCUCACAUUUGAAGUAUUCAGAUAUACAACCCGAGGUCUGUAUGAAAGUCACAAGUUUCUAUUCACUUUGCUAUUGGCGUUGAAGAUCGAGCUACAAGAUCGUAAGAUUAAGCAAGACGAAUUCCAAGUAUUGAUCAAAGGCGGAGCGGCUCUGGAUUUGAAUGCUGUCGAGCCGAAGCCAAAGAAAUGGAUUUCGGACAUGACCUGGUUGAACUUGGUCCAACUCAGCAAAUUACAGCAGUUCUCGCAGAUUCUUGGUCAGAUUACACGUAACGACAAGAGCUGGAAGACGUGGUUUGACUCGGAUACACCCGAAGACAGUCCCAUUCCCGACGGUUACGAGGAAUCAUUAGAUACGUUCAGAAAGUUGUUGUUGAUCCGUUCCUGGUGUCCUGACCGAACUGUGAGUCAGGCGAGACGAUAUAUUGGCGAUUCUAUUGGAACUCGGUUUGCAGAGGGUGUUAUCCUUAAUUUGGAAGCGAUGUGGGAAGAGAGUGAUCCACGAACCCCAAUGGUGUGUUUGCUGUCCAUGGGCUCCGAUCCAACGGCAUCAAUUGAGCUGCUGUCUAAAAAGAAUCGAUUAGAAUGUCGUGCAAUCUCCAUGGGACAAGGACAAGAGGUGCAUGCUCGUCGCUUGCUUCAACAGUUCAUGGCUGAAGGUGGCUGGGUUUUAUUGCAAAACUGUCAUUUGGGCUUGAAUUUCCUCGACGAACUACUCGAUACCGUGCUGACAACGGAGACAGUUAAUGCCAACUUCCGUUUAUGGAUCACAACAGAGGAACAUCCGAAGUUUCCUAUCAACUUUCUUCAAUCCUCCAUAAAGUUUACGAAUGAGCCGCCAGAAGGCAUCAAAGCAGGCCUGAAGAGAACGUAUGCUGGUGUAACUCAGGAUCAACUAGACGUGACAAAUAUGGUGCAGUGGAAACCAAUGUUAUAUGCAGCUGCGUUCCUACAUACAGUCGUGCAAGAAAGGCGGAAAUUCGGUCCACUGGGAUGGAACAUUCCAUAUGAGUUCAACUCUGCUGAUCUUGGUGCUACCGUGCAGUUUAUACAAAACCAUUUGGACGAUCUUGAUGCCAAAAAGGGUGUUUCAUGGUUAACCGUGCACUACAUGAUUGGUGAGGUUCAAUAUGGAGGUCGUGUCACCGACGAUUUCGAUAAACGCUUGCUGAAUACGUACGCUCACGUCUGGUUCACGGACGCCCUCUUUCAAGAUUCCUUCAAGUUCUACAAUGGCUACACGAUUCCUAGAUGUACGCAGAUUGCAGAUUUCCGUUCGGCGAUUGAAGAACUUCCCUUGACUGACACGCCAGAGGUAUUUGGCCUGCAUCCUAACGCGGACAUAACGUAUCAAGCUAAGACAACCACGGACGUGUUGGAAACUAUUGUGAAUAUUCAGCCUAAGGAUAGCGGUGGAGGAGGCGGAGAAACACGUGAAACAGUCGUGUUCAGACAGGCUUCUGAAAUGCUGGAUAAGUUACCAGACAACUAUGUACCUCAUGAGGUCAAAGCUCGCCUUCAAAAGAUGGGUGCACUCACAUCAAUGAACAUCUUCUUGCGUCAAGAGGUGGAUCGCAUGCAACGCGUCAUUACGACCGUACGAACCACGCUGGUUGAUCUUAAACUUGCAAUUGAUGGUACUAUUAUUAUGAGUGAGAACCUAAAAGAUGCGCUUGAUAACAUAUAUGACGCAAGAGUUCCAGCACUUUGGAAAAAGAUAUCCUGGGAGUCCACAACACUUGGCUUUUGGUUUACGGAUUUGAUCGAAAGGAAUAACCAGUUCUCCACGUGGCUUUUUGAUGGUAGACCAAUAUGUUUCUGGAUGACAGGAUUCUUCAAUCCUCAGGGUUUUCUCACGGCAAUGCGACAAGAAAUCACGAGAGCUCACAAGGGUUGGGCUCUCGACUGCGUUGUCCUUAGCAACGACGUUACUAAGUACAUGAAGGAAGAUCUGACGUCAGCACCAGCUGAGGGUGUCUACGUGUACGGUUUGUUUCUAGAUGGUGCAGGCUGGGACAGACGCAACUGUCGACUUGUUGAACCUCCUCCAAAAGUGCUCUUUUCAAAUCUACCCGUGGUUCAUAUCUACGCAGUGAAUACGACCUCUGCCAAAGAUCCCCGUCUGUAUGAAUGCCCUGUAUAUAAAAAACCACGGCGUACUGACUUGACUUACAUAUUUUGCCUGAAUCUCAAAACGAUGCAGCAUCCUGAUCACUGGAUUCUUCGUGGUGUUGCAUUGUUGUGUGAUACGAAGUAGUUUUGUUUGAUUUCUGCAUGCCAAAGAUGUUUGUUUCAAAUGUGUUUUCCAACCCUUUUGUAAAUAUUACAAAUGUUGUAUUAAUGUAUUAUGUAAAUAUUAUAAGUAUUGUAUUAUGAAAUUUAUUAUUAUAACCUAAAGCAAGGAUUCAAUAAA
Molecule: messenger RNA, 14124 nt
Organism: Dendronephthya gigantea
Lineage: Eukaryota; Metazoa; Cnidaria; Anthozoa; Malacalcyonacea; Nephtheidae
Product: dynein heavy chain 5, axonemal-like
Exons: 90
Coding region: 127-13968 (4613 amino acids)
Biological process (GO): microtubule-based movement
Cellular component (GO): dynein complex
Molecular function (GO): ATP binding; dynein light intermediate chain binding; minus-end-directed microtubule motor activity
Source: RefSeq, a predicted model, not a curated record